Messenger RNA from Cladophialophora immunda, 339 nucleotides. RefSeq lists its product as uncharacterized. The transcript has a single exon. The record is from RefSeq and is a predicted model, not a curated record. NCBI's taxonomy places the organism in Eukaryota, Fungi, Ascomycota, Eurotiomycetes, Chaetothyriales, Herpotrichiellaceae. The coding region runs from base 1 to 339 and encodes 112 amino acids.
AUGGACCCAUGGGCCCAUUUGUUGCUGGCAUGUACUGUACUGUACUGCGACUUUUACGGACAUGAGGCGCUGAAGGGUCUGUUUCUGGGGAAGAAGUCUCCAACGAAGCUUGAGAGAUUCGGCAAUACACGAUAUAAUACACGCAAGACACGAGACAGAAGACCGCAAGAUCCCAAGAUUCGAGAUAGAGAAGAUCGAGAUAUCGAGGUCCGAGAUCCAACCCGAGCGGGCAUAAUCUCGACGGCCACGCAAGGGCACGGACCAGACAGAUGUAAUGAAAUAAAUUUACACAUAUCCAUUCAUACACAUAUUCAUAACAUAGCGUCCAUCUUCGCUUGA